GUGGCGGCGGCGGUUCUUCCAAUGAUGCCAUGACGCGCAUAGAACAGCUCCAGUGCUUUCACGAGCGCCUUUCAUUGUGCUGAUCAAAAGUAGAGGAGGUAUCUGAAACGACCUUCAAGUUCAGUUGUUUAAAAGCUGCAGGGAAGACACUAGUUGGUGAAGAGGUGAAGGUGCGAAGUGCAGAAGUGAGAGCAGGGCGAGGGGUGGCGUUCAACAAGUUUGAGUGAAGGGAGGAAGCUUGAGACCUGGAGUAGUCAGGGAUUUCGAGAUUUCUGAAGCUCUGAGAGUCAGAAGCAUGCUUGCAGGGCUUUGCAAAAGGAAUAUCUCAGCUGGUGAGCAGAAUUUGGGUUUCCGCCUCAAGCCCGAAGGCAGCAGCUAUCAAUCGACGCAAGCAUGCAGCGGCCAAGCGUUUACGUUGGUGUGCCAGAGCCGAGCUCUGGCUACCUCUCCAAAGCCUCCCCACGCCAUGCCUCUCCAGCCUAUGCUGCUACUGAAAUCGUGGAAGAGCAGCUGGUGACCAGCCAUGAGAAGCCGGCCGUAAAAAAAUCUGUGUGGUCUAUGAAGCCAGAGGAGACGGUGCAUCUGAUACCUCUCAUAUUGGUGCUGAGCGGUCUCAUUGUGAGCCUCCCAACGUUCUACAAUGCAUACCAGGGCUUGCCCCUCAGCACGACACACCGCUUGGGAGGCUCUUCUGCAGUCCAGAUGCAGAGCAUGGCGUCAGGCGACUCCAUUCUGAUCCAUCCUGAGCUGGGGCGCAGCGUCAGGGACGCUUCCUACGAGGCGCUGAAGCUCUCGGCGAGUCAGAAAGACUGGGAGGAUGCGCAGCCGUCUGAGGAGGUGGUAGCCCUGCGGAAAGCGGAGAAAGAGCUCAAGAAGAGGAAAGUGAGGAGUGCAGGCCUCGGUGCAAUUUUCAAGAGCGCAAAGACGGGGGAUGCUGGCAUCGAGAAUGUUGUUCAGAAGGUUGGGGACGCUGUGUUUGAGACGGAGGAGAAGAGCGUCGCGGCGGGAGGGGAGAGAAUUGCGGCAGCAAUAAAGAAGAUCGACCCGACCAAGAAGGACAAGAAAAAGGGUGGAAAGCAGGAAAAGAAGAAGAGCACAACUAAGGGGGAAGGAAAGAAGAAGGGGCAGAAGACAGCGGGAGAGGGGCGACCGGAGCAUUGAGUUUGUAGACGGCCGGAAACAGAAGCGGACGACCGAAGACUUUUACUGACAGUAUCAGUUGUCGUAUCUGAACGGGUUGGAUAACAAAAAAUCUAACUAACGGAUAUUGUAUGGGGUAAAGACGAAUCUGCCUGUUGGAUCCGAGCCUGGGCCAAAGGAGCUGCACUUAGUGAAUGAAAGAUUCUCUGCCAAGGCUGGGUGGGGUGUUCUGACUUGGAAGUAUCUGUCACGGACAUCCGACGCAGCCCUUUGACAUAGAGAUUCUGCUUUAUAAAUGCAUGGGACGAAGAAAAGAAAUGCCGCACGUAGCGAGGCCAUCUACAGAUACAUAGAACCGGUAAGCUUACAAUGGAGAAUCUCAAAAAGCAGGCUGGCGGUAGAGUAUGAGAUGCACUUGUGCCCCCAAUUGAAGCAUAAAGUGGCAAGUAGUCAAAAGGAGGCCGAUGCGUUCGUUGAGUCUCUGCCGCCUUCACGAAAGACAGAGUAACUGUAUAGGUAUGUACAAACAUCGUAUUAAAUGACUGGAGCAAGUCGCACAGGAUGCGCACAGGAAUCGGUAGACACAUACUGAUUCUCGUGUAGUGAGACACAAUAAGAUCAAUACAAGGACCAAUAUAUGAUUUAGACAGAACUGCCUAUGAGUGAUAAUUGGCAUGGGGGCCAGCCAGCUUAAUUACCGGCCUUCUGAUUGAGCCUGGUGUGCUAACUCUUAAUCACCUCGGUGAGUAAGUUCGGACUGGCA
Molecule: messenger RNA, 1903 nt
Organism: Klebsormidium nitens
Lineage: Eukaryota; Viridiplantae; Streptophyta; Klebsormidiophyceae; Klebsormidiales; Klebsormidiaceae
Source: the annotation of a GenBank genome assembly